AUGGCGACCAGGGCGCUAUCCGUUUCCUCGCUCGCCUCCACGGCCCUCGCAUCCUUGCCGCGGCCCCGCAGGCCCUCACCUUCGCCUCCGCUCCUCCGCCUUCUCGGUCCUCGCUUCCGCGCCUCCUCUCUCUCCACCGCCGCCGCCGCCGCUCCCGACGACGAGGACGGCGUCGACACCGUGGAGCAGCUUCUGCACCCGCGCCCGCCCGCCGGAUCCCGAGGCCGUAUCGACCGGCUCAUGAAGCUCCAGCGCCGCGCCGACGGCGACGCCGUGCCCGGGCCGGCGGGGCCCGGGGGCCGGAGGAGGUGGUUCCCGUACCUGGACGCGUUCCGGCCCGCGGCCGGGGGGCGCGGAGCUGUCCAGCGGGGAGGUCAUCGAGGUGCUGGAGCCGCACAUCCUCGAGGCGCGGCGGGACCGGAUUCGGCGAGCCGUUGGCAACCGGAGCUACGCCGUUUGCCUUGUGGUGGAAGGCCUCUCCGACUUCGGCAACGUCUCGGCCGCGUUCCGCUCCGCCGACGCGCUCGGUAUAGAGACAACAGGCAUGUGAGCAUGGGUGCUGAGAAGUGGCUUGACAUUGAGAUAUGGAACUCACCUGCAGAAUGUUUCAGUGCAUUAAAAAAGCGUGGUUAUCGCAUUGCAACCACUUAUUUGGGAACUGAUUCGGUUUGUGUCUAUGACAUGGAUUGGUCUCAACCAACGGCUAUUGUUGUGGGAAAUGAGCUUAGGGGUAUAAGUGAUGAUGCUCUAGAGCUAUCAGAUUUGCACUGUAGCGUUCCAAUGAAAGGCAUGGUGGAUUCGUUUAAUGUAUCUGUUGCAGCUGGAAUCCUCAUGCACCAUGCUGUUUGUGAUAGAGUUUCCCGCCUGGGCCAUCACGGUGAUCUCUUACCUGAAGAAAAUAGAAUAUUGAUUGCUGAGUUCUAUCUGCGACAUAGAGAAAGCACGGCUACUAUAGUUCAUGAAUAUGCCAAAAGGAAGGCAGAAAAUUUUAUGGCCAGACUUUGA
Miscanthus lutarioriparius is the source of this 1005-nucleotide messenger RNA. Lineage: Eukaryota; Viridiplantae; Streptophyta; Magnoliopsida; Poales; Poaceae. The record is from the annotation of a GenBank genome assembly.